Macaca mulatta (Rhesus monkey) is the source of this 5738-nucleotide messenger RNA. It is a transcript of the gene MASP1, whose product is annotated as MBL associated serine protease 1. Gene Ontology annotation, biological process: proteolysis; complement activation, lectin pathway. The record is from RefSeq and is a predicted model, not a curated record. Gene Ontology annotation, cellular component: extracellular region. Lineage: Eukaryota; Metazoa; Chordata; Mammalia; Primates; Cercopithecidae. Gene Ontology annotation, molecular function: serine-type endopeptidase activity; calcium ion binding.
UACUGGGCAGGGGCUCUCUUCCCAGCACGGUGUGCAUUUUGCCAAGCUCUUUCUCCUUCAGUUUUAAAACCCUGUGUAUUCCAAGAGAAAUGUCGUCCAUGUGUUUCUGAUUCACUUACACUUAAAUCAUUAAAAUGUUGUUUUGUGAGAGUUAUUUAAUGUGUGAGGAGCUGGUGAGUCUUCUUAAUGGGAAUGUUAAAAGCUUUUUUUCCUGCGCUGACUGAGACAGAAAACAUGUUGCUAAAACAGUGCCUGAGUUCAAACAUAUCCUCCCAUCUCAUAUACUUGUACCUGCAUUAUCAACCACAGCCUCUCGAUUAUGCCAAGCUUGGCAAGGCUGGCAUUCAAAAGUGUGAAAAUUAGAGAAACUGGAGAGAAAAUGGAGUAAGAAGUGCAGUGAGAGUCAAGCCACUGUUUCCCAGAACGUGCCAAAGGAGCGUUAUCUGAGGGUAGAGAGUGCCGGUGUCUGCAGCUUUGGUGGGCGUGGCUGGCAGCCCUCUCUCUGAUGCUCCCCUGGACACUUCCACAAACACAAUCUUAUUUAAGCCUCAUAGUAACUCCCAUUUUCCAAAUGAAGACACAGAAUCAGAUACGUUAGGUAUUGUGCCCAAAGUGCACAGCUGUCUUGGGUAGAAAGGAAAGAUUACAGCUGAGUCUAAUCUUCUUUUAAAAUGACUCAAAUUGAGUUUCUCUGUGAAUGCUGUGUGUGUGUGCAUUUGAAAUUCCAUAUGCAUUAUAAAAUGUUAAUGAGUAGCAGUGUAAUAGAGUGGCUAACACUUCAAAUUCUGCCUCUAUUACUUUCUAGCUGUGUGAACUUGGGAAAGUUACUUAACCUUUCUGGGCAAUUUCCUCUGAAAAAUGAGAAUAUUACCAGCUGUGUAUACAAGAUAUAAAGAUGACUGAAGAGAGUUGAUCUAUUAAGUGCUUGGAGUAGUGCCAGACACAUAGCACUCAAUAACAGUUAGCUUCUAGUGGUCGUGGCAGUGAGGAGUAAUAAAUAACUGGAUGAUCUUGGCAAGUGGCAUAUUCUGAGCCUUAGUGUCCUCACUUGUAAAAUGAGUAUAACAGCAGCACUCUCAACAGUUUGCAAAAGUAACUGAGAUGACGUUUGUGCCUAGCACUGUGUCUAACACAGAAGAGGUGCACAGUCAAACUUAACUUCUACACCCAGAUAUGCCGCUCCCUGUUCAGUGUUGGUUUGUUGUUGCUGUGGAGGGGGUAAUUUUCUUAUUAUUCAGCUCAUCUUAGAUCUAGUGUUGAUUUCUCCAGAAGCCAUGGGUAUACACACGUAUACAGGCCCAGGUCUUUCUAUACCCCUGGGGCAGUGAGAUUUCUUACGUGAUGGGCCCUCUCUGGGCUGGAUUAGAGCCAUGCACACUCCAAGCCGGUAAAUAGUGCCACAGGUAUUGCUUAUGGGAAGGAACAACCAGCCAACUUCAGGACUUGAUGCUCCCCCAAUUCCGGGGCCAGUGGCUCCGUUCACACGAAAACCUGUCGGCGUUUGUAACUCUGAUCAUGAGAAAACCUGUAGUUAUUUGGGGCUCUGCUCACAAGGAAACCUGUAGUUAUUUGCAGACAGAGGCUCUGGGAUUUAGACCUUUUUUAUCUUCUAGUGUGGGUGCUAGCAUUGCCUUCUUAGUUGGUUGUUUCUAUUUAAUUGCUUUACUUUCACGGGUGUCCUGAAGAAAGGCAGAAAAUUAUAGUCAUCUGGCAAAAAAAAAAAAAAAACUAAAGAGAAAUUAGACUUUGUCCCCUUUCACUGUCAUUCUACACACACACACACACACACACACACACACACAUACACACGGAAUGAUACAAAUACCUGCUUGAGCCCCUCAGUUAUUUUCUCUCAAGGGCUGAAGUCGGUCACACGGGAUAAAGGAGGGAACGGAAGGAGCAGAUCUUUUCGGGAAGAAGACACGUUUUGUUGUCAGGUUCCUGGGAGUGCAAGAGCAAGUCAAAGCAGAGAGAGAGGAGAGAGGAAAAGCCAGAGGGAGAGAGGGGGAGAGGGGAUCUGUUGCAGGCAGGGGAAGGCGUGACCUGAAUGGAGAAUGCCAGCCAAUUCCAGAGACACACAGGGACCUCAGAACAAAGAUAAGGCAUCGCGGACACCACACCGGGCACGAGCUCACAGGCAAGUCAAGCUGGGAGGACCAAGGCCGGGCAGCCGGGAGCACCCAAGGCAGGAAAAUGAGGUAGAAACUGAGGACCAGGUGCUGGCAACCUUCUGUGGCAGGGAGACCACAGACACAGAGCAGACUCCCGGCCAGGAGGUGGUCCUCUCCCCUGGCUCCUUCAUGUCUAUCACUUUCCGGUCAGAUUUCUCCAAUGAGGAGCGAUUCACAGGCUUUGAUGCCCACUACAUGGCUGUGGAUGUGGACGAGUGCAAGGAGAGGGAGGAUGAGGAGCUGUCCUGUGACCACUACUGCCACAACUACAUUGGCGGCUACUACUGCUCCUGCCGCUUCGGCUACAUCCUCCACACAGACAACAGGACCUGCCGAGUGGAGUGCAGUGACAACCUCUUCACUCAAAGGACUGGGGUGAUCACCAGCCCUGACUUCCCAAACCCUUACCCCAAGAGCUCUGAAUGCCUCUAUACCAUCGAGCUGGAGGAGGGUUUCAUGGUCAACCUGCAGUUUGAGGACAUAUUUGACAUUGAGGACCAUCCUGAGGUGCCCUGCCCCUAUGACUACAUCAAGAUCAAAGUUGGUCCAAAAGUUCUGGGGCCUUUCUGUGGAGAGAAAGCCCCAGAACCCAUCAACACCCAGAGCCACAGUGUCCUGAUCCUGUUCCAUAGUGACAACUCGGGAGAGAACCGGGGCUGGAGGCUCUCAUACAGGGCUGCAGGAAAUGAGUGCCCAGAGCUACAACCUCCUGUCCAUGGGAAAAUCGAGCCCUCCCAAGCCAAGUAUUCCUUCAAAGACCAAGUGCUCAUCAGCUGUGACACAGGCUACAAAGUGCUGAAGGAUAAUGUGGAGAUGGACACAUUCCAGAUUGAGUGUCUGAAGGACGGGACGUGGAGUAACAAGAUUCCCACCUGCAAAAUUGUAGACUGUAGAGCCCCAGGAGAGCUGGAACACGGGCUGGUCACCUUCUCCACAAGGAACAACCUCACCACAUACAAGUCUGAGAUCAGAUACUCCUGCCAGGAGCCCUAUUACAAGAUGCUCAACAAUAUCACAGGUAUAUAUACCUGUUCUGCCCAAGGAGUCUGGAUGAAUAAAGUAUUGGGGAGAAGCCUGCCCACCUGCCUUCCAGAGUGUGGUCAGCCCUCCCGCUCCCUGCCAAGCCUGGUCAAGAGGAUCAUCGGGGGCCGAAAUGCUGAGCCCGGCCUCUUCCCAUGGCAGGCCCUGAUAGUGGUGGAGGACACUUCGAGAGUGCCAAACGACAAGUGGUUUGGGAGUGGGGCCCUGCUCUCUGAGUCCUGGAUCCUCACAGCAGCUCAUGUACUGCGCUCCCAGCGUAGAGACACCACGGUGAUACCAGUCUCCAAGGAGCAUGUCACCGUCUACCUGGGCUUGCAUGAUGUGCGGGACAAAUCAGGGGCAGUCAACAGCUCAGCUGCCCGAGUGGUGCUCCACCCAGACUUCAACAUUCAAAACUACAACCACGAUAUAGCUCUAGUGCAGCUGCAGGAGCCCGUGCCCCUGGGACCCCACGUUAUGCCUGUCUGCCUACCAAGGCUUGAGCCUGAAGGCCCGUCCCCCCACAUGCUGGGCCUGGUGGCCGGCUGGGGCAUCUCCAAUCCCAAUGUGACAGUGGAUGAGAUCAUCAGCAGUGGCACGCGGACCUUGUCAGAUGUCCUGCAGUAUGUCAAGUUACCUGUGGUGCCUCACGCUGAGUGCAAAACUAGCUAUGAGUCCCGUUCAGGCAAUUACAGCGUCACGGAGAACAUGUUCUGUGCUGGCUACUAUGAGGGCGGCAAAGACACGUGCCUUGGAGAUAGUGGUGGGGCCUUUGUCAUCCUUGAUGACUUGAGCCAGCGCUGGGUGGUGCAAGGCCUGGUGUCCUGGGGGGGACCUGAAGAAUGUGGCAGCAAGCAGGUCUAUGGAGUCUACACAAAGGUCUCCAACUAUGUGGACUGGGUGUGGGAGCAGAUGGGCUCACCACAAGGCAGAGCCCCAGGUGGAACGGUGAGCUGACUUCCUUCCUCAGGGCCUGCCUCCCCUGAGUGAAGCUACACUGCACUUCCGACAGCACACUCCACAUUACUUAUCAGACCAAAUGGAAUGGAACACACUGACCUAGCGGUGGCUUCUCCUACAGAGAGAGCCCCCAGGACCGUGAGAGGCAGCAGUGUGGUAUAGGAAAAGGCUCUAGGCAGGAGACCUGCAUUCCUGAGCUUGUCUAAGUCUCUUCCCCUGUCUGGGCCUCACUCUCCCCAGUAACACAAUGCAGGAGCUAAACCAAGGCCAUCCCAGCACUCCUCUCCAGGCCAUACUUCUUAUCCCAGUGGCCUUUAUUCACUCCUGACCACUUAUCAAACGCAUCGGUUCCACUGUUGGUAUGACUGAGCUUGGACCUGACUAUUAGAAAAUGGUUUCUAACAUUGAACUGAAUGCUGCAUCUGUAUAUUGUCCUGCUCUGCCUUCUGGGACUAGCCUUGGCCUAGUCCUUCCUCUAGGAGAAGAGCAUUCAGGUUUUGGGAGAUGGCUCAUAGCCAAGCCCCUCUCUCCUAGUGUAAUCCCUUGGAGAACUUUCUUGCCUGGGGUUUCUCUCCCAAAAGCUUCUUGCAGUCUAAGCCUUAUCCCUAUGUUCCCCAUUAAAGGAAUUUCAAAGGACAUGGAGAAAGUUGGGAAGGUUUGUGCUGACUGGUGGGAGCAGAAUAGCAGCGGGAGGCUCACCAAGCCCUUAAAUUCGCAUUGUCAACUCAGAACACGUUUGGGCCCAUAUGCCACCUUGAAAUACCAGCUGACACCAUGGAUGUCCACACCUGCUGCUCCAGACAAGCACAAAGCAAUCUUUCAGCCUUGAAAUAUAUUAUCUAAAAGGCUACUACCUGAACCCCAGACCCAAACUUGGGGACUUAGCUGAUUACCUGGGAAAAGAAAAGACCCACACCAUAUCCUGCUGUGCUUUUGGGCAGGAAAAUGGAAGAAAGAGUGGGGUGGGCACAUUAGAAGUCACCCAAAUCCUGCCAGGCUGCCUGGCAUCCCUAGGGCAUAAGCUGGGAGGAGAAUCCACCCCACAGAAUGUUCAGAGAGACCCACUCCUUCAUUUUCCACAGUCAAAGGAAUCAGAGGCUCACCCAUGGCAGGCAGUGAAAAGAGCCAAGAGUCCUGGGUUCUAGUCCCUGCUCUGCUCCCAGCUGGCUGUAUAACCUUUGGGAAAUCAUUUUCCUUCUCUGAGUCUCUGGUUCUCCAUCAGCAAUAGGAGGGUAUUAGGUCCCCUGCAGGGUCUUUCUAGCUGGAGCACUCAGAGCUUCCCUGACUGCCAGCAGCCUCUCUGGCCCUCACAGGGCUGACUGUCCUCCUUCUACCUGGAGCUCUCUGUCCUGGAAAUCUCCAUCAGAGCAAGACAGCCAGAGAAGCCCCUGAGAGGGAAUGACUGGGAAGUAUCCACUUCUCCAACCAGCUCGUCAAAGCACACUCCUAUGUCUAUGAAUGGCACAUGUAAAGAUGUUAUAUUUUGUAUCUUUUAUAUGAUAUGCUUCACCGCUCUGUAAAGGGCCUCUGCAUUGUUGCUCCCAUCAGGGGUCUAAAGUGGAAAUAAACCCUCAUGGAUAACCAACA